Molecule: messenger RNA, 1059 nt
Organism: Microcebus murinus (gray mouse lemur)
Lineage: Eukaryota; Metazoa; Chordata; Mammalia; Primates; Cheirogaleidae
Gene: RPP25L
Product: ribonuclease P/MRP subunit p25 like
Biological process (GO): tRNA 5'-leader removal
Cellular component (GO): ribonuclease MRP complex
Molecular function (GO): RNA binding
Source: RefSeq, a predicted model, not a curated record
GCUCCCGGCCCGCGCGCCAUCUUGGCUUCGGAUCGAGCGUGGGGCCGCCGCGGUGAGAGUGGAACCCGGCGGGGUCGGGGCUCCCGGAGGCGGUGGGAGACGGGACGCCUGCUUCUUGGCCGCACUCUGGAAACAUCCCGUAGCGAUGGAGACGGCCUAGGCUGGCCAGGGCCCGCCCAAGCAGCCUCUUCUCCCGACUUUCUGAGUGUCCGGGGUUGACGUGGAUCGACCCUGUGGGCAGCCAAACACAGACAAGACAGCGAGCGGGAUGGAGCAUUACCGGAAAGCUGGCUCUGUAGAGCUCCCAGCACCUUCCCCAAUGCCUCAGCUACCUCCUGAUACUCUCGAGAUGCGGGUCCGAGAUGGCAGCAAAAUCCGCAACCUGCUGGGGCUGGCGCUGGGUCGGUUGGAGAGCGGCAGUGCCCGGCAUGUGGUGUUCUCAGGUUCUGGCAGGGCUGCAGGAAAAGCUGUCAGCUGUGCUGAGAUUGUCAAGCGGCGGGUCCCAGGCCUGCACCAGCUCACCAAGCUACGUUUCCUGCAGACUGAGGACAGCUGGGUCCCAACCGCACCUGACACAGGCCUAGACCCCCUCACAGUGCGCCGCCAUGUGCCUGCAGUGUGGGUACUGCUCAGCCGGGACCCCCUGGACCCCAAUGAGUGUGGCUACCAACCCCCAGGGGCACCCCCUGGCCUGGGCUCUGUGCCAAGCUCCAGCUGUGGCACCCGGCCACGAAGAAGGGCUCGAGACACCCGGUCCUGAAGACCUGCUGAGCCAGGCUGUUCUCCAGGCCUGAAUGUCUAGGAUGGUGGUGCCUUCUCUGAGAAGCCCUGGACUGUUCAAUGUCCCCAUCAAAGCUGGAGUCCACAGAAGUGGGCCUUCCAGUCCUUCUCCUUCCUUCUGGCAUGUGGGAAGGGGCUGCUAUGGGGGGUGACAGGUGUGUCAAGUUCUGCGUUGCAUAAGAAGGGGUUACUCUGCUUUUUACCUACAGUUUGUCUGACCUGCCUUCUGACAGAGGUUCCAAGGAGGGAGUUAGGAAAUAAAGCCCAUUUGUCUGAUGA